AUGGCCAUGGCUAUGCAAAGUGGAAUCGGGAUCUCCAAGAUCCUAUUAUCGCCGGAGCUGGAGCUUACUCUUCGCUCUCUCUCUACACUCACAAUCGCACAUCUAUCAUGUCACGCUUUCUCUAAUUUCACUUCGCUUCUUUCAGGUUACACCGGUACCGUCCUCAUCAAAAACGGAAAACUAUCGGAUAUAAUCGGUGAACUCCAGUAUAUAUAUUCACUCGUGAAGGGAUUGGAAAAGUAUGGCGAUCAGAAUGAUGAAGACGGGGAUGUGACUGAUGCCAUUGCUGCUCAGGUGCGUCGUUUGGCCAAUGAAGUUCGACAUUUAGCGUCAAACAGGUCAAUCACAGUGCUAAAUAAUGGGGGUUCAGGACAAAGUAAUUUAUCAUCUCUUGUGGUUCCAGCAGCUGUGGUGGGUGCUGCGGGCUAUGGCUACAUGUGGCUCAAGGGCCUUUCAUUCUCAGAUCUUAUGUACGUGACUAAACGUAAUAUGGAAGCUGCUGUUGCCGAUUUGACAAAAAAGCUGCAGCAUGCCUCUGAUGUCAUUGCUGAUGCCAAGAAGCACUUGACCCAGAGAAUUCAAAAUUUGGAUGACAAAAUGCGCAAACAAAAUGAGAAGACACGAUUAAUUCAGGAUGGAGUGUCUGAUGUUCGAAAGACUGUUACUAGUAUACAUGAUGACAUGAGCGACAUGAAACUCAAAGUGGCACAAUUGGAUGGAAGGUUGAAUAAAGUGGGUGAGAAUCAGGAGCUUGCAAAUAUGGGAUUGGACUAUAUUAUUGGGUUUAUACAGGCAAAUACCUGGAGAGUUCCUGACUCUUUACCGGCAACUAUUUCGCAGGAGCAACCAAAACUUCCUUGGAGGUCUCCUGGUAUGCUCACACUUCCAGGAAUCGCAUAUCCGGGUCUUAAAGACAUUGCAGAAUCAUUGUCUAGUUUAGACAGAUCAGCUUCAGAUACUAUUGGUUUGGAUAAGCUAGAACAGCAGCGAAAGCCUUUGUUGAGGUGUACUUCGACCAAGUGUUGA
Vicia faba (fava bean) is the source of this 1026-nucleotide messenger RNA. The record is from the annotation of a GenBank genome assembly. Lineage: Eukaryota; Viridiplantae; Streptophyta; Magnoliopsida; Fabales; Fabaceae.